Porites evermanni is the source of this 2415-nucleotide messenger RNA. Lineage: Eukaryota; Metazoa; Cnidaria; Anthozoa; Scleractinia; Poritidae. The record is from the annotation of a GenBank genome assembly.
AUGUCAGACUCCGGAAUCUCCAGUGAAUCAACUUCCGUCUCUGGCGGCAGCAGCAGCAGUGGCAACACCAACAGAAAUCCACCAAUAAUCGAUUUCAGUAAGCUGCCAGCAAGGGAGGAGCUGACGGAGAUGGAUCUUCCCGCAACGAGCAAACCUUGGCCCCAGUUUGAACUCCCAGUCGAUGUUUUGUUGCUGACAGUGGAGGACUGCGAAUUUUUGGCUUGCGUUUCUUAUUUGAAUGAGGGAUUCUAUAAAAGUUAUGAUGAGAAGCCUGGAUUUGUGUAUUUUGGGAAAAUUGGUGCGGGGCAAGAUGCCUUGAAAAUUGCCUUAAUGAAAAGUCAUAAGGGCCCUACUGAUGCUCUCAUGACUGUGAAAAACGCCGUUGAAGUCUUAAGUCCGAAAGCUGUAAUUUGGGUAGGAUUUUGCCGUGGUUUAGACGCCAAGAAAGUCAAAUUAGGGGAUGUGGUAGUUUCGUCGAAGUUGAGGACAUAUUCCAAAGAAAAAGUAACAGACAAGGGAAAUGAAGAUUGGAAUGAUGCUGUCCCGGUGUCCAGACAUCUUUCAAGGCUCCUUUUAGACGCGGGAAAAGGCUGGAAACGACCGUUGAAGAAUGUGGCAGAGCUCGAGGUGAAAGUACAAAAUGGCGUAAUUUUGAGCGGCCCAAAGGAGGUUAAUAGUAAAAAGCUACAUGCAGAACUUACCGGGCGAUUUGGUGAAGCCAUUGCUAUAGACAUGGAGGGCGAAGGUAACUAAAGAGUUUAACAAAUAACGUUAACAGUUUCAGCGAAGAUCAAGUAACAUAAGAGUGCGAAGCGUGGGCAAGGCGAGAGUCUUGUACAUAAACCAACUGACCUUAUUUAACUGGAAAACACAUUAGAAGAUGAAAAAAAUGGCCUAUUGUUUCAAUAUUGCAAUACACCCAACUCCGGCCCAUCCAUAGCCAAAGAUAAACAACUAUAGUCAGUUAGAAAAAUAUAUUAAGGGAUGAGCGAGGAUGAAGAUAAGAAGUCAAAAUUAAGUUUGGUGUUUUUUUUUUAAAUUAUCUUUUAAUUUUUUAUCAAUUUUUAUUUAUACAUUUAUUUGCCUUUUUCCUGAGCCAAAGAUGAUAGGCGCUUCGAACUACAGCAACUGCCGGAUUUUAAACGGUGCCCACUCUCGAGCCAAAGUGAAUGCUGUUAUGAACGUUUAAAAAUCCUAGUUCAGUUUUUGCCUUUUUUAUUCGAGUUCAUAGCCUGCGAAAGCAGACGUAUUCCCAGUGGUCGCUUCAAACGGAGGCACCGGACGAUUUUUUUCUGUCAAACAACUGUUCGAAAGAGCAAAUAUUUCCUAGAAAUUUCAAAAGCUCAAGAAAAGCUAAAAAUUUCUUGGUUCUAUUCCUCCAAGGCAUUGCAGUUAGUGUAUAAAAAGGUCUUUUGAAAAUUUCAGUAUAAAACGUCCCAUAUAAUCUAAUCUUCUAAGAAAAGUACGUCUACUCCAUGUCCUCAAAAUUUCGACCGGACCCAUCAGGGUAGCUAACAGUUUCGAAUGCAGCGAAAAAGCCACCUAAAACUAUCGAGACGAUCAGAGUUCCCCUAAGACAUCCGAACAGAAAAAUAGUUUUACGGGGAGCUCCAAAUUAACCAAACAGGCCAUCUGAGACACUUCUGACGAAUUUGGAAACAUUCGGUCAAAUACGUCUGCGCUCACAGGGUAUGGAGUUAACGAUGAUGAAUAGAAUUCCUUGGCCCCUGAAGUUGACUGCUGUAGGUCUCUUUGUCCUGCGUAGACUAAAGCAAAAUCAUUCUUUUCAGGUCUCUAUAAAGCAGCGCAUGACCUGAAAAUGGAAUGGGCAGUUAUUAAAGGCGUUGCUGAUUACGCAGAUGGGACAAACUCUAGCACAGACGAGUGGAAACGAUUCGCAAGUUUUAUGGCAGCUUCUGUAACUGCUAAGGUCCUUGAUCCCAUUGCUUUCAAGAGCAUGCCUAAUUAUAAAGGUAAGGCCCAGUUCAGACGUCGUGCUUCUGCCGUGCCGAACUAAAUUGAGGAAUUAAGUUCGACAAAAGCACGGCAGAAGCACGGCGUCUGAAUCAAACUUUUGAAUUAAGUUCGGCAAGCAAUUAAGUUCGACAAGCGCUGCCGUGCUACACGGCUCUGGCACGGCAGCGAUUCAAACNAUAGAAUUCCUUGGCCCCUGAAGUUGACUGCUGUAGGUCUCUUUGUCCUGCGUAGACUAAAGCAAAAUCAUUCUUUUCAGGUCUCUAUAAAGCAGCGCAUGACCUGAAAAUGGAAUGGGCAGUUAUUAAAGGCGUUGCUGAUUACGCAGAUGGGACAAACUCUAGCACAGACGAGUGGAAACGAUUCGCAAGUUUUAUGGCAGCUUCUGUAACUGCUAAGGUCCUUGAUCCCAUUGCUUUCAAGAGCAUGCCUAAUUAUAAA